Molecule: messenger RNA, 1536 nt
Organism: Vicia faba (fava bean)
Lineage: Eukaryota; Viridiplantae; Streptophyta; Magnoliopsida; Fabales; Fabaceae
Source: the annotation of a GenBank genome assembly
AUGUGCCAUGAAAAGUUGCACGUCCAAACAACAAGACUGGAGACACCUCCUUGUCAAUCGUCUCUGAGCUUUCCGAUCUCCGCCGCUCUCAAUCCGUGUCACUCCCGUUCUGGUAGUGGUGUUUGUGGAUACAAUAGCUUCUGCACUUUGGGACAGGAUAAGAGACCAACGUGUCAGUGUCCAAAAAGUUACUCUCUAGUUAAUCCUGAUGAUCCAUAUGGUAGCUGCAAGCCAGAUUUUAUACAAGGAUGUGAAGAAGAUGAACUGAGUAAAAGAAAGGAUCUCUAUAACUUUGAGGUUUUGAUUAACACUGAUUGGCCUUUCUCAGAUUCUGUGCUUCAAAGGCCUUUUACUGAAGAACUGUGUAAAGAAGCUUGUAUGGGAGAUUGCAUGUGUUCUGUGGCUAUUUUCAGCUCUGCUAUUCUCAAUGCUGUAUUGCUUGUAGCAAUAUGUUUCAGCACCUCCAUGAUUGUUCAGUACAAGAAGAAGCUUAGAAGAGUUAGCAGAAGUGAAACUAGUGUUGAAACCAAUUUGCGUUGCUUCACUUACGAAGAGCUUGAAGAAGCUACUAAUGGAUUUGACAAAGAGCUAGGAAGGGGAGCUUUUGGUAUAGUUUAUGAAGGAGUCGUCAACAACACAUGUUCCGAAACUCGUGUGGCUGUGAAAAAGUUGAACAAUUUUUUGUUGGAUCAAGCUCAUAGAGAAUUCAGGAAUGAACUGAAUGUCAUUGGUCUCACUCAUCAUAAGAACUUAGUUCGUUUACUUGGAUUUUGUGAGGGUGGAAGUGAAAGAUUGCUUGUUUAUGAGUACAUGAGCAAUGGCACUUUGGCAAGUUUACUUUUCAAUGCUGAUGAGAAACAGAAACCAAGUUGGAAACUAAGGCUUGAACUUGCAAUAGGAAUAGCAAGGGGACUUGUGUAUUUACAUGAAGAGUGCAUUACUAGGAUCAUCCACUGUGACAUAAAGCCUCAAAAUAUACUUCUUGAUGAUUACUUCAAUGCAAGAAUUUCUGACUUUGGACUAGCCAAGUUGAUGAACAUGAAUCAAAGCAAAACCAACACUGGCAUUAGGGGAACAAAAGGGUCACUGGCCGGUUUUGGUUUCAGUGCUACCUCUAAUGCUGCUGCCACCUCACAGUUUGUGAGGGCUGAAAUGCUCCCUACUAGCCACUUGGUUCGACCAUACGAAGCUCAAGUGGAUGUGUAUAGUUAUGGAGUAGUGCUACUUGAGAUUAUUUCAUGUAGAAGAUGUGUUCAAGAAAUGGAACAAGAAGAUGAAGAGAAAGCAAUAUUAACUGACUGGGCUUAUGAUUGCUACAAGGAUGGUGCUGUAGAUGCAUUGGUUGAGGGUGACAAUGAGGCAUUGGAUGACAAAGAAAAGUUGGAGAAAUUGGUAAUGAUUGCAAUUUGGUGUGUUCAAGAGGAUCCAGUUCUUAGACCAAGCAUGAGAAAUGUGAUACAUAUGCUUGAAGGUACUGUUGAAGUGCAAGUUCCAGCAUACCCCUCACAAAUUAGUAUUCAAUAUUCUCUAAUUUAA